This is a messenger RNA of Galeopterus variegatus (Sunda flying lemur), 2800 nucleotides long. RefSeq names its product nucleoporin like 1 (gene NUP58). Gene Ontology annotation, biological process: nucleocytoplasmic transport. Gene Ontology annotation, molecular function: structural constituent of nuclear pore. Lineage: Eukaryota; Metazoa; Chordata; Mammalia; Dermoptera; Cynocephalidae. The transcript is spliced from 15 exons. Gene Ontology annotation, cellular component: nuclear pore. The record is from RefSeq and is a predicted model, not a curated record.
CGUGCUUGCUCCACCCUUUUCAGCCAUGUCUUCGGAGUUGCUGGGGCUUGAAGUUCCCGCCAGGUGAGAGCUGGGCCAGAGCUAUGCUGCCCGGCCCGCCUUGUCUUUGAGACGAGAAGAGCGUCCCCGACCCCUUUCAGCUUGCUGACGGCGUCGACCCCUGGGCAACUAUGUCCACGGGGUUCUCCUUCGGGUCCGGAACGCUGGGCUCCACCACUGUGGCCGCCAGCGGCAGCGGCACAGGCGGCGGUUUCUCCUUCGGAACAGGGGCGUCUAGCAACCCUUCUGUGGGGCUCAAUUUUGGAACUCUUGGAAGCACCACAACUCCAGCAACUACAUCUGCUCCUUCAGGUGGUUUUGGAAGCGGGCUCUUUGGAUCUAAAUCUGCCACUGGGUUCACUCUAGGAGGAACAAAUACAGGAAUAGCAACAACUAUAACUACAGGAUUAACUCUGGGAGCGCCAGCCACCACGUCAGCUACAACAGGCUUCAGUUUAGGAUUCAGUAAACCUGCAGCAUCUGCCACACCAUUUGCUCUACCUAUUACUUCUACCUCAGCUAGUGGUCUCACUCUUUCAUCUGCUCUGACAUCAGCUCCAGCAGCAUCCACAGGAUUUACUCUCAAUAAUUUGGGUGGAACAACCGCUACAACUACAACUGCAUCAACGGGCCUUUCUUUAGGGGGAGCCUUAGCUGGUUUGGGAGGUUCACUUUUCCAGAGCACAAACACAGCAACAUCAGGACUUGGACAGAGUGCUUUAGGCUUAACUUUGGGAACUACAGCAGCUACUUCAGGGGCAGGCAAUGAAGGCCUUGGUGGUAUAGAUUUUAGUAGCUCAUCAGAUAAAAAGAGUGAUAAAACAGGAACAAGACCAGAAGACAAUCAAAGCUAUAUUUUUUAAAACCUCAGUUUUAUUUAUUUUUUUAGGAAAUUUGUGAAGGAACAAAAACAGGUCCAAGAAGAAAUUAGUAGAAUGUCUUCAAAAGCAAUGCUUAAAGUACAAGAAGAUAUUAAAGCUCUGAAGCAGCUUCUCUCAUUGGCUGCCAGUGGAUUACAGAGAAACACUCUCAGUAUUGACAAAUUGAAAAUAGAAACUGCUCAGGAGUUAAAGAAUGCUGAAAUAGCUUUAAGAACCCAGAAAACCCCACCUGGACUUCAACAUGAAAAUACAGCUCCUGCUGACUAUUUCAGAAUCUUGGUUCAGCAAUUUGAGGUACAGCUUCAGCAGUACAGACAGCAGAUUGAAGAACUAGAAAAUCAUCUUGCCACUCAAGCAAAUAAUUCACAUAUAACCCCUCAAGAUCUGUCAAUGGCUAUGCAGAAAAUUUAUCAAACGUUUGUAGCUUUAGCUGCACAACUUCAAUCUAUUCAUGAAAAUGUAAAGGUGCUCAAAGAACAGUACCUUGGGUACAGGAAAAUGUUCUUGGGAGAUGCUGUAGAUGUGUUUGAAGCCAGGCGAGCAGAAGCCAAGAAGUGGCAGAAUGCACCCAGAGUUACUACUGGGCCCACUCCAUUCAGCACGAUGCCAAAUGCAGCAGCCGUUGCCAUGGCUGCCACACUUACACAGCAGCAACAGCCUGCUACAGGGCCACAGCCAUCUCUGGGAGUUAGUUUUGGAACGCCAUUCGGCUCAGGUAUUGGCACUGGCUUGCAAUCAAGUGGCUUAGGUUCUUCAAACCUUGGAGGAUUUGGAACUAGCUCUGGUUUUGGAUGCAGCACCACAGGGGCCUCCACAUUUGGAUUUGGAACAACAAAUAAACCCUCAGGAAGUCUUAGUGCAGGCUUUGGCAGCUCAAGUACAUCUGGGUUUAACUUCAGCAAUCCUGGCAUCACAGCAUCAGCUGGUUUGACAUUUGGGGUGUCCAAUCCUGCCUCUGCAGGUUUUGGAACAGGAGGACAACUCCUUCAGUUGAAGAAACCUCCAGCUGGAAACAAAAGAGGAAAAAGAUAAACCUAUGAGUUGAUCUGUUGAGAGAAUCCAUAGCAGCACCGUUCCUUCUAUGAGUCUAUUUUUCUAAUGAUGCAGUAAUUAAAUUGCUUCCCAGGAGAUUUAUAAAGUUUUGAUAUUUUUCCCUACUCUGGAAUUUGAACUUUGUUCAUGUUUGCCAUACUGAAUAUCUUUUUUCUUGUGAAUUUAAAACCCAGUUGUGUUUUUUGUUAUUUUGAUUCUCAGUGUAAGGAAUGUUCUGAUUACAUCACUGAUCAAUAGUGGUAAAAAAUCAUUAAUCUGAAACCUACUAUUUAACCUAGUGUUGAUAGCAUUGUUUUUGUUGAUAAGGUUUACAUUGUGUGAAUAUAUGCAUAUUUGUUUCUUAUACAGAUCGUAUGAACUCUAGGGCCUAUAACUAGAAUUGGUUUGUUCCUUGAUAAAUCAAGGCCUUUUAAAUUACACUGCAGGGCAUCUUGUAAUAUGUAUGUAAAUAUACAGAAUAAUACACACAAUUGUGUGUGCAUAUAGAAAAUAUAUUUACAGACCUACAACUUUUUGCCUCAUACUGUUCUCGUUUUCUAAGGGUAUUCAGUUUUUCACCUUUUAAGCUCUGCAUCCUCAGUGCUUGUAGACUGAUGACUAGAAGUACCAGGUUUAAGCACUUAUUUGCUUAAAGACUUACUAAAUGGUUACUGGCAUCAGUAUUUGACUGACUGAACUUCAUUGCCCCCAGUCUUUUCCAUUUUUGCUUCUUUCUUAACCUUUAGCAGUUAUUCCAAAUGAGAAAUUCUGUAAAACUCAUCAAACAGAUUUUAACAACUUUUAUCCUGUAUAUCCUCAUAUUGCUUCUAUGAGAUGUUUUUUCAUAU